Molecule: messenger RNA, 1243 nt
Organism: Pyricularia oryzae 70-15
Lineage: Eukaryota; Fungi; Ascomycota; Sordariomycetes; Magnaporthales; Pyriculariaceae
Product: ribosome biogenesis protein RPF2
Exons: 4
Coding region: 78-1058 (326 amino acids)
Biological process (GO): maturation of LSU-rRNA from tricistronic rRNA transcript (SSU-rRNA, 5.8S rRNA, LSU-rRNA); ribosomal large subunit assembly
Cellular component (GO): nucleolus
Molecular function (GO): rRNA binding
Source: RefSeq, a predicted model, not a curated record
AGGCUAGCAAGCCUCUAGCAUCAACAACUUAUGCUUGAUUUAUCGUGAAGAUCUCGAGUCGCGCAAUCCGAAACAAGAUGCUCAGACAAAUCAAACCGCGCAAUGCCCGAUCCAAGCGCAUCUUGGAAAAGAAGGCGCCAAAAGCCAUCGAGAACCCCAAAUCAGCCCUAUUCCUCAGGGGCACAAGCUGCAGCCAGGUGGUCCAAGAUGCCAUUGCCGACAUCUUCUCUAUGCGGCAAACACUUGCGAAGAAAUUCACCAAGAAAAACCCAAUACACCCAUUCGAGGACCCAAGCUCGCUCGAGUUCUUCUCUGAAAAGUGCGACACCAGUCUCAUCGUCUUCGGCUCGAGCAGCAAAAAGCGGCCACACACCCUCACACUAGUACGCAUGUUCAGCCACAAGGUGCUCGACAUGCUAGAGCUUCACCUUGAUGCCGAGUCGUACCGACGCACGGCACAGUUCAAAACAUCCAAGUUCACCAUCGGCCUGCGGCCUCUGAUGGUUUUCGCGGGAGCCCAAUUCGAGAGCACGGUCCAAAACGAGUAUACCGCGGCCAAGAGCCUCCUUCUCGACCUGUUCCGCGGCGACAGCAGCUCAGACAAGAUAGACGUCGAGGGCCUGCGGUAUGUUAUCGUGGUAACUGCCGAGGACAAUCCCGCGACUGUUGGGUCUGGAGAUGGAGCCAAGCCAGCACUGCAUCUGCGAGUCUACAUGAUCAAGACAAAGAGGAGUGGCGAGAAGCUUCCAAGGGUGGAACUGGAGGAGAUAGGCCCACGCAUGGAUUUCCGCCUGGGUAGGCUCCGCGAGGCCGACGAGAGCAUGCUUAAAGAGGCCAUGAAGAGACCAAAAACAACCGAGGAGAGGACAAAGAAGAACAUAUCGACCGAUUCUAUGGGAGACAAGAUGGGUCGUAUCCACCUAGGAAAGCAGGACCUCGGUGAUCUGCAAACGAGGAAGAUGAAGGGCCUGAAGAGAGACCGCAAGGACGCGAACGGCGAGGCGUCCCCGUCCCAACCGGCUGGUGAUCAUAACAACAAGAAACCAAAAAUAGCCUAGGGUAUUUUCAAGGAGUUCUACUUUGACACUUAUCAUGAGGAACAGUUUUACCUGUAAUACGUUGUAGUUGAUGUAUAUAUGUUUAUUGACCCUACACAUGUAUCGUAUUGUUCGCGUUAUUAUCCCUGCAUGUGCCACACCCGGAUGUGAAAUGAACGAAAGAGAAAUUAGCAAGAGCAAACAGC